Messenger RNA from Arachis ipaensis, 423 nucleotides. The record is from RefSeq and is a predicted model, not a curated record. Lineage: Eukaryota; Viridiplantae; Streptophyta; Magnoliopsida; Fabales; Fabaceae.
AUGGGGGAAAGGGUCGCGCCGCCUAGUAGCCGGUCUGCUCGUCGCCGGCUGUUGCCGCGAGCUUGCCGCCGCCGUUGUGAAGGAUCUGCCAUUCCCUUGUUGCCGCUGGAGAGGGAGAUCGGAACGAGUAAGGAGGAGGGUUGUAAGAGUGUUCAAGCCGUCGCAGGUGCCGCUGCCGGACAAGGGAGCUGCGUCUCUGUGAUACUGACCGCCGGGAGUGGUUCUGUGACUUCCAGGACCGCCGCCGGAGCCUCUGGCUACUUCUGCUGUCGCCGGAAAACUCUACCGUUACCAACGCCGGAGUCCGGUCGCUGCUGUCGCUUGAGGUGGCUGCCGGGCUGCCGCCGAACCGGUUCAGAGACCGCCGCUGUUCGGUUCAGCCGUUCCUUCUUCGUUUCGAUAAUGUUGCUAUGGUUAUUGUGA